Molecule: messenger RNA, 1656 nt
Organism: Tetrahymena thermophila SB210
Lineage: Eukaryota; Ciliophora; Oligohymenophorea; Hymenostomatida; Tetrahymenidae
Product: SWIB/MDM2 domain protein
Exons: 9
Biological process (GO): regulation of transcription by RNA polymerase II
Cellular component (GO): SWI/SNF complex; nucleus
Source: RefSeq, a predicted model, not a curated record
AUGUAAAAUUAAUAGGUAAAUCCAGCAGCUGGCAUGAGUGCUCCUUAAAACCCAAAUAUGAUGAAUGGCUAGUAACGCCCCUUGGGACCUCCCUAGCCCUAAGGACACUUUUAAAGAAAUUAGAUGGCUAAUCCUCAAGGACAAGGAGGAAUGGGAGGAAAUUAAUAAGGUGUAAUUUAUGGAUAAGGUGGAUAAUAAGGCCACCCACAAUAGCAAAUUAUGAGUUAAUAAUAAGGAGUUUAGCCAAAUCAAUAAUAAAAUAUUCCAUAGUAAUAACAGCAGCAAUAAGGUUCAUAAUCGCACGCAGCAUAAGAAAGUUAUAUUGACCCAAAAUAGCUGAUUCAUUCGAUUUAUGAAAAGGGUAAUAUUGGGUAUUCUGAGUGUGAUGAAGAAUUAUUAAAAAUAGCCCCAGAAUUUGAAUUACUUAAUUAGCUUGUUAAAUAUGAAGGAAUGAUUGAUAAAAUGGUGAAAAGAAAGAGAUUCGAUUUACAGGAAUAGUUUGCAAGACCAAAUUAAAAGACAAAACAAAUAUUCAGAAUGUACAUUACUAAUGACUAUACUUUAGUACCUUAGGGACCUCAUAUAGAUAAUGAUCCCAUGCAAAUUGAAUAAGAAGAACAAUAUAUAUGGAAUCUUAAAAUAUAUGGACAUUUGCUUUAAGAAGACAAGACUAACGCAUCAUAUUUGACAACUCCUAAGCAAUAUUUUUCAAAUUUCUUCUCAAAAAUCACUGUAGAAUUCAAGGAUCCUCUUUUCAGCAGCGAACCCGUUUAAUGGAGAAAGUCAGAUAAGGUAGAGUAGGGAAUAAUCAUUCGCAAAUAAAGCAGCAAGGAAACAGUAGUUACAAUUCAUAUUCAUUUGUAUCACAACCCUUUGAAGUUUAGAGUUGAUCCUAAGCUCGCUUCAAUUAUUGGGUUUGAAAUUUGCACUAGAUCAACUGCUUUGGCUGCUAUUUGGGAAUAUAUUAAGCUUAAAAAUUUGUAAGACAGUGAAAAUAAAAGUGAGAUAAAUUGUGAUGAUGCGAUGAGAAGCGUAUUCUUACAAGACAAAAUAAACAUAGGACAAAUCACAGCAAAAUUGAGAUAACUCUUAACUAUUCCAAAUUAAACAACAAUAAGACACCAAAUUAAACUUAGCGGCACUCCUGAAGAAAACGAAAGAGUUUAUGAUUUUGUGGUAGACGUAGAUAGUUAAUUGGGUAUGGAAAUUAUGCCUUUCUUCUCUCAAAAGGUCGUUUUAUAGGAAAAGAAAGAUUCACAAAAGCAUCCCUUCAUUACCUUAAACUAAAAGAUUAAAGAUUUAGAUAAAAAAUUUACAGAAACAUUAGAAAAAAUAAAAUCACAUAAGUUCAAAAGAGAUUCGUAUUUCGCCUACACCUUAGAUCCAUCUCUUUAUAUAGAAAAUACUAUCUUACAAUAAAAUAUAUACUUAUAGAUGAUGAAAGAAGAUAAAUAAUGUCCUAUCGAUGAUCCUACUUCCUUGCAAUACAUGAUGGAUAACGAAGAUUUGGUUGAAAGAGAGAUUAAAAGAUAUCUCGAUAAUUUGGAUGGAAUUAAGGGAGAAAGAGAAUUUGAACUUUAUUAAUAAGAAAUGCUUAACAACUAGAAUACAUAUGAUGCAACAAGCAAUGCAAACCAAUCAUAAUAACAGCUUUGA